This is a messenger RNA of Gongylonema pulchrum, 1020 nucleotides long. The record is from the annotation of a GenBank genome assembly. NCBI's taxonomy places the organism in Eukaryota, Metazoa, Nematoda, Chromadorea, Rhabditida, Gongylonematidae.
AUGGAAGAGCAGCUGCUGCUGCAGCCGCAGCUGCAGCAGCAGCAGCAACAACAACAACAGCAGCAGCAGCAGGAGCAGCAGCAGCAGCAGGAGCAGCAGCAACAGCAGCAGGAGCAGGAUCAGCAGGAGCAGAAGCAGGAGCAGCAGGAGCAGGAGCAGCAGCAGAAGCAGGAUGAAGUCGCUGCUGAUCUUACAGAAGGUGCAGAUUCUUUCAGUGGUACAUACGAAGGCUCCUCUAUCACCAGUGAAGCAACGACCCAUACAAGUUCAGACUACGCUUCGUCGGAAAAUUCGGAUUCCGACAGCACGGCACUGUCUCUAUCGGAUUUCAGCAUUGCUUCAAUAAAACCGGGCAAAAUCGGCCCUGUAUCAGUUGCAACUACGGAAUCUAUCGGUUCACCAUGGAAACCGACAGAACCGAAGAGUGCACCAAUGGAACAAGAAGAACCUAGCAUUGAACCAGAUGAACUUACUGAACCCGUUAGUGCACCGGCGCGACUCACAGAAGCCGGUGACGAGAAAUCUUGCUUCAGUACUUUGAUGGAUAAGGACGACAACUUUUGGCUCGGGCAUCUACGCCUCUACAAAGCAGAACUUUUGGAGGCAAUCGACGAUCCCAGCAAGAUAGAACAGUUUCGUGAAUUCUUCGUUGACAGAGAGCCUGAUUCGACAAGCGGCUCACGCAAUUUUUCUGGGAUUCUAGAGCUCUUCGAGGUUAAUACAACUAGAGAGACGGCACUGGAUCUGUUCUGGACUGCAGUAUGCGGCAAUCGUGAAGCUAUGGAUCGACUACUUAUGCUAGCUAGCAAAAGCAAUAAAGAUUUACUUGAUGAAAUUUACGAGGAUAUACCGCCCCAAUCGUUAGAAUAUUAUUACAAACUGUUCAAUGAAGAUCCAUAUCGCAUGGAUAAAAUUACAGCAACACUGGAACCGGCUUUAUUGUGUCAAGCAUUCAGAGAUCCGGAAUAUCAGUUUAUUACAGCGAAAGUCAUGCAAAUGAUGGAGACAAUGAGUAAGUGA